Aspergillus candidus is the source of this 1375-nucleotide messenger RNA. RefSeq lists its product as uncharacterized. The transcript has a single exon. The record is from RefSeq and is a predicted model, not a curated record. Bases 114 to 1121 code for a protein of 335 amino acids. Lineage: Eukaryota; Fungi; Ascomycota; Eurotiomycetes; Eurotiales; Aspergillaceae.
AGUCCCCACAUCAACACCAGGGUAGGGACGCUGCGCGCCGUGGGUCGGCUAUUGAACUUUUAGAUGGACUGUGUCCAUUAGGUUCUCGGAAUGAGGUCGAUUGAGUGAAGAAUAUGGAAAUGUUCAAUCCUCCGCCAGAGCGCAUCAUGCUUCCUCCUAGUCCCACCGAUUCGAUCGAAUCAGUGUCCUCCGUGGCAUCCGACCCUCCCGUCGAAAAGGCUGGAGAUACUACCGACCGCCCAGAGGACGUCAUGAUCACCUUGUCUCUCAGCCCGAACCGGCCAGCCAACCCCCCGAGUCGGUUGCCCUUCACACGCGCUCAUUUUCGGUCGCGAUCCUUGGCUGGGGUCCCCAGCGUACCGCCGAUGACCCGGGCGCAUUCGUCCCCCGGCCUGGACUCGCGGGGGAGAUAUAUUUUCGUCACGGGUCGCGGAGCUUCAGAGAAUGCGCUUGAUUCUCCGGCAAAGCGUCACUUUCCCUUGCAAGCCACACCCGAGGAGUAUCCUUAUCACGAGGCGAGGACGACCCCUCUGAACAUUUCCGAGACAAUCUCGGAGCACGCUGAACUCGACAUCACCAUGAGUGGGAAUCCGACGCCAGGUGAAUCGCCCACCACCACCCCUUUGCCCCGUCUGGGUCGUCGUCGCCCAUCAUCCCCUCUACAUUUCUAUCCGUCAGCUAGCCAGUUUUCGGGCAGUCCGUCGUCCGGGUAUCCUCCCUCAAUCAUACUCAACUCAAGAUACAACGAGAGCUUUCCAGGGUAUUCAACGUCGUCGGCCUCCUCCAUGCCCUCGACCCCCACCAGCCUCCGCUCGCGUAGCCCUAGUAUAUCAUCGUUGGAAACCAUCCCGGAUAUUCCCGAUGCGGAGGCAGAGGCGGACGAAGCAGAUCAGAUCGCAGCCUUGAAAUUGGCAGCGGACACGGAAGAUGAAGCUGAUGCGACGGGCAACGGAAACAGAAGGCGUGGGACUUCUGAUCUAUCGGGCCCUUCAAACUCCUUCUCGGGCCUACGGGCCGGGUCAGGAGGCUACGGUGUGAGGGGUGAUAAGAGGAAGCGUUGGAGUGUCUGCGGGGCCGAACGUCGUCAGGACCUUGAUCUAGAAACUAUUUGGGAAGACUGAAAUGGGCGGUUCCAAAUGAACAUCUCAAUGCCCUGUCACCCCAUUGGGACCGACAAAACCACGGUCUCUACAACGUCUGCGCUGGAUUGUUUCAAUAUUCGUCCUCAAGCUCAAGCUCGGUGUCGGCUUCACCCUUGUCAGCUGAUGUCGAGCAAUGACUCUGUUUUCGCGCGUAUACGUGAAAGUUAACCGCUGUCUCUCGGCUCUGUACUCUGCCUUCGGGCUGUACUGUACCGCCCUUGGCUUGUUCUACG